CUUAUCCUAAGCUUGAUGCAGCAGUUGUUCAACUGCGAACAUCGUCCCACACGCUGCGUAUAGUAGGCUCCUCCAUCUCCCUCUCUAACCAUUUCAUUAGCUGCUGUGCCACGCCCUAGAAGAUAAGACCUCUGCCCCGGCCCGGCCAUCGCCAUAGCUUUUCCGCGGGUCGUCACACUCGCCACCCCUCUUGCCCGCGCGCGCCUGUAUUUAUGCACCUGCCACGAGCACGGCUGCAAGCUAUUAGCAGCCAGCUCCUUCUCAAGUUACACGAGGACUCAGCGUAGUAUCGUAGGCAGAAUUAUAAGCCUGACAGUGCUCGAUCAGUUAUUUCCUCAGCUUCUCAGUGAAGUCGAGUCGUUCGUGAACCAAAUUUUUUGAAGCUAGCCGUUCGGGAGUCAACGAUGGCAAAGAAGAUCGUGAUCAAGGUGACCAUGCCCAACGCCAAGAGCCGCGCCCGGGCCAUGGAGCUGGCCGCCAAGGCGAGCGGGGUGGGGUCGAUAGGGAUCACCGGCGACCUCAAGGACCGGCUGGAGGUGGUCGGCGAGGGCAUCGACAUCACCUGCCUCGUCCACUGCCUGCGCAGGAAGCUCUGCUGCCACGCCGAGAUCCUGCAGGUGGAGGAGGUGAAGGACAAGAAGCCCGAGCCGGAGAAGAAGACGGAGGAGCCCAAGCCCUGCCCGUGCCCGGGGCAGUGCCGGUGCGCCGCCGUCGGCUACUGCCACGCGCCGCUGCCCAUGGUUCUCUGCGAGGACGACCCGCCGGCGGGAAGCUGCUGCGUCAUGUGAAGCCAGCAGUAAGAUGAUGGAUUUCGCCAAGCAUUUGUAUGUGUGAUUUGGGUUUUCUAAACUGUUGCCACAGCAGUACACCACAGCUUCUUCGUGUGCGCAUGUGCGCAAAUUAAACGUGCUUCUGGUUUGCUUUCGCUUCCGCCAACCAUCGACAGUGUAACUAAAUGGAUAUAUCACUGCAGACUGUAUAUUCUCCCCGUUCCAAAUUAUAUGGUCGUUUUAGCAAAUUUAGAUGCAUAAUUUUUUAUUAUGGAUCUAAAUAUUGCCAUUGCAGAAUCUAUACAUCUAGAUUUGCUAAAACGAUGAAUAUUUUGAAACGGAGGGAGUACGUUGUAUGUGCAUGUACUUGUUGAAUUGUUUACGGUAUCCAUCCAGCUGUGAACUUGAUGCAGA
Messenger RNA from Panicum hallii, 1184 nucleotides. RefSeq names its product heavy metal-associated isoprenylated plant protein 47-like. The transcript is spliced from 2 exons. Bases 405 to 788 code for a protein of 127 amino acids. The record is from RefSeq and is a predicted model, not a curated record. NCBI's taxonomy places the organism in Eukaryota, Viridiplantae, Streptophyta, Magnoliopsida, Poales, Poaceae.